Molecule: messenger RNA, 1717 nt
Organism: Cryphonectria parasitica EP155
Lineage: Eukaryota; Fungi; Ascomycota; Sordariomycetes; Diaporthales; Cryphonectriaceae
Exons: 3
Coding region: 280-1311 (343 amino acids)
Biological process (GO): intracellular protein transport; exocytosis; vesicle fusion
Cellular component (GO): endomembrane system; SNARE complex; plasma membrane
Molecular function (GO): SNARE binding; SNAP receptor activity
Source: RefSeq, a predicted model, not a curated record
UGAACUUAUGCCACCUCAAGUCAUUCAUCUCGUCCUUCCUACUCAUACGCAUUCUAACCUUAUCCCACCCCUCUCACGCACUACUUUCCCUCUGUCUUCUUCCCUUUCUAUAUUGAAUGAACGGCAGCGGAUGAUAUCGGAUUGAGAAGGCUAGAUAUUGGCUGGCAGAUUGACUAGCUUGUGGUGUGGGAACACCAAUUGAACGACUCCCCCUCCCCCUCUCCUGCUCUCUGUCCGGACUGUCCGGUCCCAUUUUCAUCCCCAUCACCCAACGUCAAUAUGUCAUAUAGUCAGUAUUCUGGAAACCCGUAUGGCUCCUCGCAGCCACAAGAGGGCUACGGCUCUUCUACCUACGGUAAUCCUUAUGGCAACCCAGAACAACAUGAGAUGCAACACUUCUCUUCCCCUCAGUCAGACCCGGCGAACCCAUACGGAUCCUCCGCCCAAGACGGCACCACCUCCUCCACCACCCCAGGCGGCGACGUUCUCUCCCAGCAGGAUUUCCUCUCCCGUGUCUCACACGUGCGCAACGAGAUCCGCUCCCUGACCGCUGACGUCCAGCGCAUCGGCCAGCUGCACCAGCUCGCCCUCACCGGCACCGACGACAGCGACACCACCUCGGCCCAGCGCCGCGUUGACGACCUCGCCGCCACGACGCAGCGCAAGACGGCCUCGAUCCGCGACCAGGUGCGCGCCCUCAAGCAAGACGUCGAGCGCACCCCGGCAGGCCAGGGCAGCGCGGGCCUCAAGAAACGCCAAUGGGAGGCGCUCAACGGUGACUUCCAGAAGGAGCUGCAGGGCUACAUCCAGGAGGAACAGGCAUACCGAGAGCGCUACCGAGAGCAGAUCUCGCGGCAAUACCGGAUCGUUAAUCCAGAUGCGCCGGACGAGGAGGUGCGGAGGGCCGCCGAGAGGGAUUGGGGCGAUGAGGGUGUCUUUCAGACGGCGCUCCGGACCAACCGCACCGGCCAGGCCUCGGCCGUGCUUGGCAACGUGCGCGCCCGUCACCUCGAGCUUCUCAACAUCGAGCGCUCCAUCACCGAGCUGGUGCAGCUGAUCCAGGACCUAGACACCAUGGUCAUCCAACAAGAUCCCGUCGUCAAGCAGGUCGAGGAGCAGACGGGCAACGCCGUGACCCACAUGGAGGAAGGAAACAAGCAGAUCGACGUCGCCACCAAGCACGCUCGGAAUAGGCGUAAGCUCAAGUGGUGGUGCACCCUGAUCGUCGUCCUCAUCAUCCUGGCCAUCGCUCUCGGCGUCGGGCUGGGGAUCGGACUGGCCAAGUCUGCGAGUAAGUCUACCCAGCGGUAGCAACAUCCUCCUUGGUAGCAGGCGCGGCGAGCGAAGGAUGAGAUUUUGGAGAGGGAAAGGGGACUCGCCUGUUUGUGAAGCAGAAUGAAACUUUGCUGUAUAUAUUCUGGACAAGGGUCUGAGUGGAAAGGUCUCUCGCCGCAUGAAACAUCGAAAAACAACAAGAAUUGAAACCAGACGAAUAUGAGAAUUAACGAAACGACACGCGAGGAAAACUGUGGGGAACGGCAGGAAAGCAGGUAGGCAGCCAUAGUAUGGUUCUUGGGCAUGGGAAAUUCGGUUUCCGGUUUUUUUUUGGUUUUUUUUUUUUUUUAAAUGACCUGGGAACGACGGAUCAUUUCUUCUCUACCUUAAUAAUCAGUAGUCCUUUUUGGAUACCUCUUCAAUAGUCGAUCCUCUCUUCACU